Mya arenaria is the source of this 3545-nucleotide messenger RNA. RefSeq lists its product as uncharacterized. The transcript is spliced from 2 exons. The record is from RefSeq and is a predicted model, not a curated record. Gene Ontology annotation, molecular function: protein binding. Lineage: Eukaryota; Metazoa; Mollusca; Bivalvia; Myida; Myidae. The coding region runs from base 82 to 2238 and encodes 718 amino acids.
AAAACAUUCCAUUUCGUCAAUAAUUGGACAUAUAAAGAGGACAAAAUAGUUUAGUUAUCCUGAACUUUUACAGCAAAGGCCAUGGACAGAGAGAGUAUGCAGCAGCUGUCCCUGCGUCUGUCCCGGGUGCUGGAGGACAUUGGGGUCAGCAGGUUCAUCCGCACCAGGAGGAGGAGAACAUUCCUGAUGAUAGAGACAAUAGACGGGAUCAGAGAUGAGUUAGCUGGUAGGAACAUCACUCCCUAUACAUUUGGAAGCCAGACAGAGGGAACUACCACACAGGGGAUGAAGUCAGAUAGAGACACAUUGAUAUGUUUAAAUGACUGGCCAGUAAUACUUGACUGGAGUGAAUGGAGGCAGGGGAAGGAGAAUCUUCUUGUGGUAAAGAAUGAACAAUCUUCACCCCAACACUGCUGGCUACAGUUUGUGAGACCUGACCUCCCAUUACCAGUGACAGAGGUCAACAGGCCUAAUUACAUGGUGGAUAGUGAGGGCAGAGUGCUGAGGACCAACACUCUAAUUGAGUUGCAUGAAAAUAUGAGGCAAUUGGGCGAAUCUGGAGAGAUGUUCCAACAUGGUCCAUCAAGAAGCUGGAAUGAAAUGGAAGAUUUUAUAGUUGCAUUUCACUGUACCAGCCUUCCUGAAGAGUGCAAGUUUCUAUUCUGUAGGCCACGACCUGGUCACUGGCCCAGACCUGACACACUGGCCAUGGCAAGACAGACUGGAGUGUUCCUGGUGCCACAAGGAUACACUGAGGAUCCUUCACGACCAGUCAAGUGCCGAUCCACAACUUUUCAUGUGCCAGAAGAAAACAUGUACUAUCCUCUGUAUAAGCGGGAGUGGAGAUUUUCAACAUCUAUCAUGGAGAGACUUCUUGUAUUUGAUAUGAAUAUAAUACAGCAUAAGGUGUAUGUAUUUCUGAAAAUGCUUAGAAAAUCAAUAAUAAAGCAGGUUGUUGAUGACCGUUUCAGUACAUUUCACGUGAAGACUGCAAUUCUGUUUACAAUAGAGACAUAUCCACCAAACAUAUGGAGUGAAGACAACCUUGUACAGUGUGUGAUCUACUGUCUAACCACACUACUCAGAUGGCUGAAGAUCAGGAUGUGUCCACACUACACCAUCUCAGGGGUGAACCUGUUCACUGGAAAGCUGUUCAAACAUGAACAGUACAAACUGCAUUCUAUGAUAACAGAAAUCAUUUACAGCAAUUUCCAGUGCCUAUAUACAAUUGAAAUGGAUGAUCUGGGAAGGAGAAUGUCAUCUGUGAUUUCAUCCCAAAUUAUUGGGGUUGACCCUCGAUGCACACUCUAUCAAGUCCAAAUGGUUGAAUUGUACAUACAGUGGAAAGCAACUUUUGAGCUUAUUUCUUUACUAAUCAAUGACAAGAGGGACUUAUAUCAAUCUUUGAUAGAAUAUUCUGAGACACUGAAUGUUUUAAAGAACAUUGGAACUGAAAUAGAACAAGAGGCAGCUUCCUUGUUAAUACCAUCAGUUUGUGGAGCCCUUGCAUCCAUCAAAGCCUCCAGGUGUAUCUACCAAGGACAACCUGUCACACACAGCAUUCUCCAGCUGUACCAACUGUCCUUUGACUCGGAUCUGUUGUCCAGCAGACUGAAGUUUGCCUCCAUGUUGUACUGCAGUGGGCAGUAUGAGGCAGCAGCAAACUGCCUGACCUACUGUGAGGGCCUGCUGGGGCCUGCAGUGUGCCAAUAUUGUCAGUGUGAAGGAAGACAGGGAACAUUAAUAACCAAUGAGUUCAGGAAAAAGACUGUAAACACACCAUUCAAGGAUAUAUUACAGAAGAAUACAGACUCACAUGUUAUGUUCACUAAACAUGAUAUCCAUUGUGUUCCACAACAUCUGGUGUAUGAAAUGUUCAGAACAGCAGGAGAUGAAGACAUACAACAGAGACAUCCAGCACAUAAAUAUGAAUGGAUGGACCAGAUUGUGAUUGACUGUGUCCCAUUUCUCCACUACCUACAGUACCUCACACACACACAACUGAACCAACGUGACAGAAAAUUGCGGGCACUGAACAACCUUUAUUUCUACAUAUCCUCAAGUAAAGACGGUGGUCAUAUAGACACAGCCUGGAACAUGCUGGGCCACUGUUAUGAACUGGAGAAUGAACUGAAUCUAGCCAGGGUCUGCUACACUGAGUCACUGCAGCUCUACCCAAGAAACAAUGCAGCCAUCAGGCACAUGGCUAGGAUCAUGCAUCAGCACUUAAAUGGCUGAAAAUGUUUUCACUCAGCCUAGUUGAUAGCAUGAAGACCCAAUGCAGUUAAAAGAAAGAAAAUAAAACAUCUGUAUUAUUGACUUAUUUUUAAAGAAAAUUACUUAUACCUUGAAAUUAAAAUACACUUUAAACUAUAUAAAUGUUUAUUACACUCAAUUUAAACUAGAGCUAACACUGAAGGUGAUUAAUACCUCCGAACGCUGCCCUGAUAUGAAAUUGCAGUCAACUAUUUGGAAAGCCAACCUAUAAAUGACAACUUUAUUUUACGGACUAUCGUCAGUUAUUCACUUUUUUAUUAUGUUUUUAAAAGUUAGAAAAAGGCUUUAACAAUAUCAGUGAUGCUAAUACUGAGAUGUUUAUACUGAUAUAUUUGAUGUUCUAAAGCACAGAAUAUAGGAUUGCCUAUGACCAUCUAUAAAUGAGUUAAGUUACUUCUUUUAUACCAGUAGUUUCAAAGUAAUGGUUUAUAUAAACAUAUUUAGAAAGGAAAACACAUAAAAUGUUAUGGAUUGGGUUAUUUUUGUUUUGUACAACUUCCGAUUGUUAUUGUUAAAAUAAGAAAAUAACUCUUUUAUAAUUGUUGUGAAUUGCACAAGUUAACAUGGCAAUCAACAAGAGCCGUCGCAUUGACUACGUUGCUUUUACUUAGAAGUGAAUACAAUAACGAUGUUAUAUUACCAAGUUUGGUCACUUUAUGUCAAACCUAACUAAAAUCAUUUAUACAUAAGGUGACCUUGAUGCUGCCCUCCCACCAGCCCGCCCGAAUAUGACGCAAGUCAUUCAAAUAAGUCAAUCAGGGGCCAUAACUUGUAUUAAGGAUAAUACAGUGAAACUGCGUUCCCUCAAACAAGCGGUCGUUCGAGAACUUGCGUUCCCUCGAGGUCGGAGCUUGGUCCCCAAACUUUUUUCCUUCUAUUUUCAUAUAAAAUAUACCCACGCUGCAUCGAAACCUAAUUAUUUCGAGAAGUCGAGCUAUAUCCUCGGUCCCAAGUACACAAAUCGUGCACAAAACCUUAUGGCUCCCUCGAGGACAUAAUUUCACACUUUUUUCCGAAUGGGUGUUCCAAAAUAAACAAAAAAGUGCUAGGUGUUAUAAUUUUCGCAUGUUGUAAAAAUGCAAUGACAGUUGAAAGGCAAUUUGAUAAGGUGUGAAAAACCAUUUUUCACUGUUAAUACAUGACCGAUAUUAGUUGAUAUGGGCAUUUGAGAUGAUAAUUAUGAGAAGUUAAUGACGAGAAGCUAACGCUUUAGAUGUUGUCAGAAGGUUCUUUGAGUUCACUGCCGAUGCUGACCGUGAUCUUCAGAC